AUGUCGACAUCCGAUCCGCUCCACCCUCCAGACUCGAGUACAAAAGAAGUCGAACUCGUCGAACUUGUCGUGGUUGACACUGUCACGAGCGAACCGCAUUCCCUGUCCGAGAAACGCACAGAUCAACUAUCGGCCUCGUCCGCUUCCUCCCGACCUCGAACUCGUCCUGAGCGCCAUCGCUCCCUGUACGCGCGGUUCUACGCCAGCCUGUCCCCCUACUCCAGCUUCGUCGUUGCGGCGCUCCUCAUCGCUCUCCUGUCCAUCGUCGUCGGACUGAAAGCCUCGCCCCGAUUCGCCAGCUUCGCUUCUGACCAUCUCGAGAAAAUGGCCUCUGCUUCUGCCACCGUCUCUCCCUCUGCUCCGCCUGCUGGCGCGACUGAGCCCGUUGCUGUCGCCUCAUCAGCUCCUGCCAAGGAGGUGACCACGCCUUCGGUCGCUACCUCCUCCUCUGCUGCUACCACCUCGACCGCCCCGACAACCACCUCGACGUCUGCUGAGAAGCCCGCCGAGGAGCCGUUUCAGUUCAAGGGCAACUUCAAGGAGUGGAACCGGCUAGCGGACGGAAUGGACCGGUUCCACAAUCACUUCCGCUGGGAGUACAAGAACGUGUACGACAAUGCGCUGGGCGGAUACGCCAAGAAGCGUGGACAGAACCUGCAGCGCUUCCUGCGCGAGGCAGAGCAGCUCGCCCACCACCUCGACAUGCACCACCGGAUUGAGGAGGCGUACAUCUUCCCGUUGCUCGCCAAGAAGAUGCCCCAGUUUAAGGACGGCGGGCGCGACAAGGGCGAGCACAUCAAGGCGCACAAGGGCAUCCACGACGGCCUCGAGCGAUAUCAGGCCUACAUCAACCAGGCCAAGGCUGAUCCGGACGGUUACGAUGGAGAGAAGCUCAGGAAGAUCAUGGACUCGUUCCACGACGUGCUCUUCAACCACCUCGAUCAGGAGGUUGAGGACCUCGGAGCGCACAGCGUUCAGAAGGCCGGAUUCACGCUCGACGAGCUCAAGCGCUUCCCCAUGUAA
This is a messenger RNA of Trichosporon asahii var. asahii CBS 2479, 1023 nucleotides long. RefSeq lists its product as uncharacterized. Bases 1 to 1023 code for a protein of 340 amino acids. Lineage: Eukaryota; Fungi; Basidiomycota; Tremellomycetes; Trichosporonales; Trichosporonaceae. The record is from RefSeq and is a predicted model, not a curated record. The transcript has a single exon.